ACCUGCCCAGGGAAAAAUCACGAAAAUGAUAAUUGAUUCGCAAGGCGAAUUUCAUUUUUGAUAAGGCAUGUUUUUCUUUUUCUCACACCGAACACCUGCAUCUCUCUAAAUCCCGCUUCGCCUCCUUGCCCAAAUCGUCUGCCUCCCCUCUUGCCUCUCCGCCUCCCCCCCCCUCCCUUCCCCACCCCCCGACUUGCAGGCGCCCCGCGUGCCUUACUUUUCCCUCCCUUCCGCGACCCCUCUCCCGCCCCCGGCCUCGGCGAGAGCCACUCACCAGGAGCCUCUCCCAUGUCCGGUGUUGGUAGCACGCCCCCUCCGGCGGCCGUCAACCCUGAGACCUUGCCGAUCCGAACGCUGACCCCGACGCCCGAUGGCCGGAAGCGGCGAAUCACCUUCUCCGCGCAGAAUGACAUCGUCCUCCUGUCCGAGGUGGUCCGCCAGAACCCCUUCGCUGCCAAGUACGGCAACGUCCAUGAAGCCUGGGCGCGCGUGGCGCAGGGCGUCACCCGGUCGGCCGCCGAGUCCGCCAACCUCCGGGUAUCCCCCGGCCACUCGCCGGGUCCGUACCUGGUGCUGGACUCGCGCGGUGCGCGUGACCGCUUCGACCUGCUGGCGCGGAAGUUCCGCGAGCGUGACCUGCGCGGGCUCCGCAGUGGUGGCACCUACUCGGAGCUGGUGCGCAAGAUCGAGCUCUUCCGCGAGGUGGGCUUCUGCAUCCGGAAUGCCGAGCGCGGCGACACCCACUCCUCCACCGUGGCCAAGAAGCUGGCAGUGGCUUCGCUGGAUGAGAUCGCCGAAGAGCUGCUCACCCGGCUGAAUCAGCCGAAUGACAAUGACUUUGAGUUCAAUGACGAUCCGCCGCGCUUUUCGUCCGCUGGCCAGGCCGCCGGCCAGGUUGGCCAGGCCGCUGGCCAGACUGCUCAGGCCGCUGGCCAGGCCGUCCAGGCCACGCCGGCCACUGGCCAGGCCGCCGCCGAUGCGGCCGGAGCCCAGGCCACCCUGGCCAAUGCCACCAGCGCCUCGAUGGCCGGCAUGCUGGGCACCCCUCAGGGCGCCUUCCCCGGGCUGGCACUUGGCCCGGCGUCCAUGGCGGCGGCGGCUGCCGCGGCCGCGGCAGUCGGGACCCCCCCCAGUGCGGCUGGCGUUUCGCCAUACGGCGCCGGGCAGACGGGCCCUGGCGCCAUGGCGGCGGCGGCGGCGGCGGCAGCGGCGGCAGCCGCCGCCACGUCCGGAACUCCCGGCCGACUGCCGGCACACCUGGCCUCCCUGACGCAGCUGGGUCUGCUCGGAGCCGGGGCCGGCGGCUCGCCGGGCGGGGCCGGCUUCCAUGCAGCCCUGUCGGCCACCGGGUCGCAGCCGGGCGGCGGCGAGGGCUCGGCCGGGGCCACUGGCCUGCCCUCGGGCCUGCCUCUCUUCGAUGCCGGGCACAAGUCCCCGGCCGAUGUGUCUUCGGCUCUGGCCGCGGCGGCCGCCGCUUCUGGCGGUCUUGACCAGUCGCUGGUUGGGCAUGCGGCCCUGGCUGCCAGCCGGACGGCGGGCGCCACCACCGCGCCCCACACCCCGGGGCAGGUUCUGUCCACGAAUGAAUUGCUCGAGCGCGCCACCAAGCGCCAUAAGCUGGAUCAGCUGGCGGCUGGGGGUGUGGUCGAUCCGGCGGCGGCCGCGGCGGCCGCCACGGCGGCUCUCCUCUCCGGCAGCAGCAAUGCCACCGGGGCCGGCAGCACGCCUGCGGCCAGUCGCUAUGCCGCCAUGGCCCUGCCCUUCCAGCACCUGGGCUUGGACUCGUCAGUUCUGUCGUCCCUCGGCGGGGCGGCGACCGCCUCGCUGGGUGGCACGACCCCCGGGGCCAUGUCCACGGCCGGCAGUCUUUCGGCCACCGAGUCGCUGCUGACCGAUCGGGUGAAGCUCUCCAUUCAGGCCGAUCGGCUGGAGAUCGAUCGGGCUCGGCUACAGGCCGAGGCUGCCGCCCGGCAGGCCGACAUGGACCAGCGCCAGAAGGACCGGGAUGCACUUGUGCGCCUUGGGAGUGAGCUUCUGACCGCCAUGCGGCAGCAGCAGCAGCAGCAGGCCCGGUUCCAGGGAUUGGUCCUCGAGCUGUUGGCCGAGAUCGCCGUCGGCGUUGGCCGGCCGACUGCCACGGCCGUUUCGCAGAUCCCCCCGGGCGGCCCCUCGCCAGAUGUGGCGACCACCACCGCGCCGGGCUCCUCGCCGGUGCUCACCCCUUCGGCCGGGACUUCGCCCGUGCUCCCGGCGCUGACUGUAACCGGUGACGCGGUGUCCUCUUCGCCGGUGAUCGUCAGAUCGCCGGGUAGCCCCCCUGGGGCGCCUCCCUCUUGAGGUGGGAAAGUGGGCGAAGGGGAAAGGGGAGGGGGGGGGGGAGGG
This is a messenger RNA of Fonticula alba, 2382 nucleotides long. RefSeq lists its product as hypothetical. The record is from RefSeq and is a predicted model, not a curated record. The transcript has 2 exons. Lineage: Eukaryota; Rotosphaerida; Fonticulaceae. Bases 289 to 2337 code for a protein of 682 amino acids.